AGACAGAACUAUGAACGAGAAGAAGGAAAACGUAAGCGAAUUUCGUACAAAAUGGCAUCAAAAGCUUGACAUUUGUUUUUCUUUUUCUAAUUUUGUUGUUAGUUUAUUUAGAACGAUAAAGCUACUCUAGUAAACACAUAAUCAUAAGGUAAACAUUGAAUCAAGAAUGGCUUCUUCAGAUGCAAUUCAAGUCAGCUCAUUGCCACUUCCUCCUGUUCAAUAUAUAAAUUUAUACACAGAUGAAAAUGUUAGAAGAAAUAGAGCUCCAAGGCCACCUCCUCCUAUUCAAGAUAAUUACUCAAUGUUUGAUAGCAUUUUCAAUGCAGAUGAUACUAUCAUAAGACCUUUAGAAGCCCAGGGAAUUAAAAGGCUAUAUCCACAACAUUUUGACAGAAGGCGAGAACUCAAGAAACUUAACCAUUCACUACUUGUAAAUUUCUUAGAUUUAAUUGAUUUAUUAGUACUAUGUCCAGAGAAUCCUAGAAGAGCAGAAAAGGUAGAAGAUUUAAGUUUGUUAUUCAUUCACAUACAUCAUUUGUUGAAUGAAUUUAGACCUCAUCAAGCUCGUGAAACUCUCAGAGUAAUGAUGGAGUUACAAAGAAGACAGCGCUUGGAAACAGCAACAAGAUUUCAGAAACACUUAGAAAAGGUUCAAGAAAUUUUGCAAAAUGCUUUACAACAGCUACCAGACACUUCUGAAUUAGAAACAAAGCUCUCUGCUCAAACUGAGGAUAUGGAAAUCGACAAUGAUUCAAGUGCAGAACAACAAGCUGUUGAUCCAUGUAGCCCAAGGGAUCGCAUCAUGUGUAAAGUGAUAGAUGAUAUGUUAAUGUUAAACACUUUGUAUUGAAGACUGAUUUACUAAA
Phymastichus coffea is the source of this 866-nucleotide messenger RNA. It is a transcript of the gene MED7, whose product is annotated as mediator of RNA polymerase II transcription subunit 7. Gene Ontology annotation, cellular component: core mediator complex; mediator complex. Gene Ontology annotation, molecular function: transcription coregulator activity. The record is from RefSeq and is a predicted model, not a curated record. The transcript is spliced from 4 exons. Lineage: Eukaryota; Metazoa; Arthropoda; Insecta; Hymenoptera; Eulophidae. Gene Ontology annotation, biological process: regulation of transcription by RNA polymerase II. The coding region runs from base 167 to 850 and encodes 227 amino acids.